AGCUCACAGUUAAAAACUUUAUACUAUAAUACAUCUCACUAUUUCGGCUGUGAAUGGAGUUAAUUCAUAUUAGGCUAACGUGCAAUGAAAUUGGAUUUAUGCAUGUGUGUUUGGAUGUUGUUGCUAUACACGAACUAAAAGUGGAUAAAAGUUUGAUAUACUUGAAUCCGUACUAGGGCUGUCCCAAUUAUUCAAAAAAAUUUGCCUAUUAUAUAUCCUUAUUAGAAUUUCUCAAUUUUACUUCCUAUUAUUCCCAGAUAAUUACCCAUUAUUCUCUAUUAUUCUCAUUGAAAAGCCAACAUGAACAUGAACCAUAAACAAUAUAAAUGACAUUGCAGCCAUAACAAUUGACAGUGUACUGCACUUACAUUAGAAUAAUGUAAAUAACUGACCUCUAUGACCUUUUAAACCUCUGACUCUACCCUAAAUUUUUUUAGCCUCACCUAUUAUUCUCAAAACUAUUCUAGAAUAAUUGGGACAGCCCUAAUCCUAUGGGCAUUAUUCUCUAUAAAAAAACGUUUGUGUGCAAGUCACUGAUGGGCCAUGUCAGAAGGAAGUAAACUGUAGUCAGGACAAUAGUUGUUAAGGUGGAGAAACAGCAUUGUACAACGUAGCAACCCUGCAGGUCCAGGUCAUGGCUCCUCAUUUGUAACUAUACAGCUUGUAUGCAUAAUUAAUUUAUUGUCUAUAAUUAUAGUUGUGCCGCUCAAAUUGUGUUGCACAUACACAAAUAUACCAUGCAUGCGCAGGCAGACUGGAGUAUAUAGGAGGAGAGUCAGGUCUUUAAUGAACGUUAAUUACAUUAUGAUCGUCUAGUUUUUCUUUUUUACCUCCAAUCCUUCAUCGGGAUUAGAGGUAAUAGAGAUGGUAAUUAUUAAAAUGCAAUUAAAGUGCACCGAGACAGAUUUAAAUUAAUUGACCCUGACUAUAAUUAUCAUACAGCGCCAUGAUAGUUGACAGCUGAAGGCAAGGGAUAGGGUUAGAGUUAGGGUUAUAUAGGCCAAUAGGGUUAGGCAUCUGUGUUACUAUUCACUUUCACACUUCCCAUGCAUAUAAUUAUAAUUAUAGCACAACAAACAACACAUACAAUAAACACAGGCUUUAUCAACAAUACCAGCUGUAUAGCUACUAUACGUAAUAAUUAUUAGUGGAAAAGAGUGGUAUAGUACUACCAGAUACAUUCAUCUUGUGGGCCGAUAACACCUGGGAUUAUAGUGCUUCUGAUAGAUCCAAUGUGAUGAAUCCGUGCAGUCCAUGUGGUUAUGAGCUGGAAUUAUGCUUCUGCUAAUAGGAGGAAAUUAGAUUGCUGCAGUACUGCAUGUACAGUCAGUCCAUGAAUGCAUGUGGUUUUUAUCUGGAAAUAUGUUUCUGCUAAAUGAAAAUAGAAUCCAUUCAGUCCAUGUGGUACCACAUCAGUGCACACAUAACACAUGAAUCCAUGACUAUAUAAGUGAGUUCAAUUUUCUCAUUGACAUUCACUGCAAUUGUUCAUCAUUUCAAGUUGUAAAGGAUUUUCUCUGGAUAUCAUCAUGAAGAUUUCAAUGAUUGCCACUGUGGCUCUGCUAUCUCUUGUGGCCCUGGCCUCUUCUGCUCCUCAUCGCUCUUAUUAUCAGGAGAAAGAUGCUCAGCAACAGCACGACUAUAAAUAUUACGAUCAGCUGAAGGAUGCCCUGGAGCAAAGCAAUGUUGAGGAGGCUCGUCAGCAACGCGGUAACUACAACUACAAGACACAGAUGCAGCAGGACGGUGGCCCAAGCAACUAUUACUAUAAGACACAGAUGCAGCGGCCCAAGCAACUAUUACUAUAAGGCACAGAUGCAGCAGGACGGUGGCCCAAGCAACUAUUACUAUAAGGCACAGAUGCAGCAGGACGGUGGCCCAAGCAACUAUUACUAUAAGACACAGAUGCAGCAGGACGAUCGCCCAAGCAACUAUUACUAUAAGGCACAGAUGCAGCAGGACGGUGGCCCAAGCAACUAUUACUAUAAGGCACAGAUGCAGCAGGACGGUGGCCCAAUUAAGCAACUAUUACUAUAAGGCGCAGAUGCAGCAGGACGGUGGCCCAAGCAACUAUUACUAUAAGGCACAGAUGCAGCAGGCUGAUCGCCCAAGCAACUAUUACUAUAAGGCACAGAUGCAGCAGGACGGUGGCCCAAGCAACUAUUACUAUAAGACACAAAUGCAGCAGGACGGUGGCCCAAGCAGCUAUUACUACAAGGCACAGAUGCAGCAGGACGGUGGCCCAAGCAACUAUUACUAUAAGGCACAGAUGCAGCAGGACGGUGGCCCAAGCUAUAAGACACAGAUGCAGCAGAACGAUGGCCCAAGUAACUAUUACUAUAAGACACAGAUGCAGCAGAACGAUCGCCCAAGCAACUAUUACUAUAAGGCACAGAUGCAGCAGGACGGUGGCCCAAGCAACUAUUACUAUAAAGCCCAGAUGCAGCAGGACGGUGGCCCAAGCAACUAUUACUAUAAGGAGCAGAUGCAGCAAAAUGGCCCAUCGGAGGAGGCCCGUCAGCAACACGCAACUAUUACUAUAAGGCACAGAUGCAACAAGAUGAGCCAUCUGAUGAUUGGACACCAGAGACACCAGCUGAGGUAGAUGCUAUGCAAGAAGAGCGCCCAUCUGACAGUCUACUGCUAGCAGCACUGCAGUCCCUGUUGGACAAACAAGAAGAGUAAACCAGCCGAACAUGAGAAGCACGGAUACUGAAAUAGUAGAACACAUUAAAAAUUGCAGUGUGAAAAUUUCUAGUUAUAAUUAUGAUAAUGAGAUCAAUAGAAAUGAGUGAAAUUCAACUUCAGACCAGGCUGCAUGUUGUAAUCAUUAUUAAUUAAUCACAAUCAUCAUGAAG
Molecule: messenger RNA, 2858 nt
Organism: Halichondria panicea
Lineage: Eukaryota; Metazoa; Porifera; Demospongiae; Suberitida; Halichondriidae
Exons: 6
Coding region: 2045-2605 (186 amino acids)
Source: RefSeq, a predicted model, not a curated record